Messenger RNA from Grammomys surdaster, 1380 nucleotides. It is a transcript of the gene Htr4, whose product is annotated as 5-hydroxytryptamine receptor 4. Gene Ontology annotation, cellular component: plasma membrane. The record is from RefSeq and is a predicted model, not a curated record. NCBI's taxonomy places the organism in Eukaryota, Metazoa, Chordata, Mammalia, Rodentia, Muridae. Gene Ontology annotation, molecular function: G protein-coupled serotonin receptor activity. Gene Ontology annotation, biological process: regulation of appetite; chemical synaptic transmission; adenylate cyclase-activating adrenergic receptor signaling pathway. The coding region runs from base 48 to 1163 and encodes 371 amino acids. The transcript is spliced from 7 exons.
GAUCCUGUGGGCACUGAAAUCCAACGUACUCAUGCCCAUUUCCUGUAAUGGACAAACUUGAUGCUAAUGUGAGUUCCAACGAGGGUUUCGGGUCCGUGGAGAAGGUCCUGCUGCUCACGUUCCUUGCAGUGGUUAUCCUGAUGGCCAUCCUGGGCAACCUGCUGGUGAUGGUGGCUGUGUGCAGGGACAGACAGCUCAGGAAAAUAAAAACCAACUAUUUCAUUGUGUCUCUUGCCUUUGCCGACCUGCUGGUUUCGGUGCUGGUGAUGCCUUUUGGUGCCAUGGAGCUGGUCCAACACAUCUGGAUUUAUGGGGAAAUGUUUUGCCUGGUCCGGACCUCUUUGGAUGUCCUACUCACCACAGCAUCGAUUUUUCAUCUCUGCUGCAUUUCCCUGGAUAGGUACUAUGCCAUCUGCUGCCAACCCUUGGUUUAUAGAAACAAGAUGACCCCUCUACGCAUUGCAUUAAUGUUGGGAGGCUGCUGGAUCAUUCCCAUGUUUAUAUCUUUUCUCCCCAUAAUGCAAGGCUGGAACAACAUCGGCAUAGUUGAUGUGAUAGAGAAAAGGAAAUUCAGCCACAACUCUAACUCCACAUGGUGUAUCUUCAUGGUCAACAAGCCCUAUGCCAUCACCUGCUCUGUGGUGGCCUUCUACAUCCCGUUUCUCCUCAUGGUGCUGGCCUAUUACCGUAUCUAUGUCACUGCUAAAGAGCAUGCCCAGCAGAUCCAGAUGUUACAACGGGCAGGAGCCACCUCUGAAAACAGGCCCCAGCCAGCUGACCAGCACAGCACACAUCGCAUGCGGACAGAGACCAAGGCAGCCAAGACUUUAUGUGUCAUCAUGGGCUGCUUCUGUUUCUGCUGGGCCCCCUUCUUUGUCACCAAUAUUGUGGACCCCUUCAUAGACUACACUGUCCCGGAGAAGGUGUGGACUGCUUUCCUCUGGCUUGGCUAUAUCAAUUCAGGGUUGAACCCUUUUCUCUAUGCCUUCUUGAAUAAGUCUUUCAGACGUGCCUUCCUCAUCAUCCUCUGCUGUGAUGAUGAACGCUACAAAAGACCCCCCAUUCUGGGCCAGACUGUCCCAUGUUCAACCACAACCAUUAAUGGAUCCACUCAUGUGCUAAGUUUCCCCCUGCUCUUCUGCAAUAGACCUGUUCCCGUCUAACUGAGCGUGCUCUGCAAGGCUGUGUAUACAGUUUUGCACAGUGGUCAUCACCAGGAACUGGAGAAAUUGCCCAUACACAAUGACCCAGAGUCCCUGGAAUCGUGCUUUUGAUUGAAGACAUGGCUUGCUGUUUAGACAUCCAUCUCCAUCUGUGUCUGCAUGAACAGAUUACUCUGGAAUCACUCCUGACCCUGGGCAUCACCAGUGAAGCAUGAAG